AUCAAGUUUUGAUGACUUACCAAGCAAGAUGAACAACAUGCAUGGGUCGGGUGACGGUGUUCUCAAGGUUGCGGUCGCAACAAGGUUUGACCAGUUUUUGCACAGCGAUAUCACUGAACAAGAACUGAGGGAAUUUGAAGAACAGUGGUCGGUUCCAGUCCUCAAAAUUGCGAAUAAAGACGGACCCAGACUCUCAGACGGACGCGGCCUAGAUGGAAGAGCGGGGAUAUUGGAUGUUGCGCCGUUUCUCAAUACGCUAGCCGAGUUGCUAUGGCAGCACGAACAAAACUUGGCUUCUAGGCAAGUUUCACGAAAUUCGUCCAACUCAAGUCGUAACUCCGCUGACCGAAGAAUUAGAUAACCGCCGUCGCGGCUUUGAUUUCU
Molecule: messenger RNA, 384 nt
Organism: Exaiptasia diaphana
Lineage: Eukaryota; Metazoa; Cnidaria; Anthozoa; Actiniaria; Aiptasiidae
Product: ciliogenesis and planar polarity effector 2
Molecular function (GO): GTP binding; GTPase activity
Source: RefSeq, a predicted model, not a curated record